This is a messenger RNA of Lactuca saligna, 2348 nucleotides long. The record is from the annotation of a GenBank genome assembly. NCBI's taxonomy places the organism in Eukaryota, Viridiplantae, Streptophyta, Magnoliopsida, Asterales, Asteraceae.
AUGUGGGAUUGCUUGAAGCUUGUGGAUCUAGGCUUUGUGCAUCUUGAUCUACCUUCUGUGGGUAUAAAGUUUCAAACUUUAAGGUUCUAUGGUCAAGACAAAAACCAAACUCAACGGCUAUACUUUCGCUCUCUCACUUCACCACCGAUCGACAUUUUCCCCGGAAUCAUAAAUCCGACGAAACUCUCGCACAAUCAUUUGAACCCUAAAACCAAGUCACACCACCUCACCUCCGAUGCAUUUCUAUUUUUGGUAACCACUUCAUCAACAGAUCACGUCUCAAUUCAUCAUCAUCAACAUCGAUAUAAGCUCAUCACUUUCUUCAAAUUGACCUUUGGUUCUUCCCAACCAGCUGAAUCGUCUUUUGGAGUUAAUCGAGUAAAAUGCCCUUUGAUACGAGGCUCUUUUGGGGGUCCUUCUGUUGAAAGGGCAUUAGGGUUUUGGUUCUUUUCUUUUGUUUCUGUUUCUGAACAAACUGUUGAUGUUGCUUUGAGUCCUAUCCACAUAGAAUCCGGUUUCAUUCAUAACCGGAACAAAUCCAUUGUCAUAUACCUAACUGUCGCUGAUUCUGUGAUUCCCAUGUGUAUUCUGGAAUCCGAUUCCAUAGCUUCAGUUAAACUCAGGAUUCAAACAUGUAAAGGGUUUCUAGUGAAGAAACAGAAGCUAGUUUUCGAAGGAAAAGAAUUAUCAAGAAACAACACUCUUCUUACAGACUACGGUGUUUCAAGUGGUGAUGUUCUUCAUUUAAUUCUCAGGGUCUCUAACCUUCUUGUAAUCACAGUCGAAACCGCUUUCAGAAAAGAAUUCAAAUUCCAAGUUGAAAGGUUUAGAAACAUAAGGCAUCUGAAACAGAAGAUAUCAGAACAAGCAAAAGGGUUUCCAUUUGUUAACAUUGAUGAUCAAGAAAUCUUGUGUAAUGGCGAAAAGCUUGAUGAUCAAAGACUCAUUGAUGACAUUUGCAAGAAUCAAGAUGCUGUUGUUCAUUUGGUUGUUCAGAAACCUCAAGAAUCUCAACCUAGAAAAGAUCUUGGAAACAAAAAGAUUCAAAACAAAUCACUUUUGCAGCCUAUUAUCAUCAAUCCUGAAAUGAAAAUUCCACCUGUCAUAUGGGACAUGUUACAUUCAGCAUCAGAAGGUUUAAAAAAGAUGAAAAAACCGAUUAGAUCAUCCGAGGGGACAGGUGGCGCGUAUUUUAUGCAACACCCAUCAGGGAAAAAACACGUUGCUAUUUUCAAACCCAUAGAUGAAGAACCAAUGGCUGUUAACAACCCUCAAGGGCUACCUCCAUCAACAAAUGGUGAAGGACUAAAGAGGGGGACUAAGGUAGGCGAAGGUGCAUUGAGGGAAGUUGCAGCCUACAUCCUUGACCAUCCGUUGACCGGACCUCGGUCAACAAAAAUGGAGAUGGGUUUUUCGGGUGUGCCCCCAACAAUCAUGGUAAAGUGUUUGAAUGAAGAGUUUAAUCAUCCACAAGGGUAUGAUGGUGGUGAAAAGAAUAUCAAGAUUGGAUCUUUGCAGAUGUUUGUUAAGAAUUGUGGGAGUUGUGAGGAUUUGGGGCCUCGGGAUUUUCCAGUGGAAGAGGUUCAUAAGAUCACGGUGUUUGAUUUGAGAACCGCAAAUGCCGAUAGGCAUGCUGGAAAUAUUUUGAUGAACCGCGAAGGUGAUCGGAUUGUGUUGAUUCCUAUCGAUCAUGGAUACUGCUUGCCCGAGAAUUUCGAAGAUUGCACGUUUGAUUGGCUCUAUUGGCCACAAGCGCGCAAACCCUACUCACAAAAAUCACUUGACUACAUAAACUCGCUAGAUGCAGAGCAAGACAUAGCACUUUUAAGCUCAUAUGGGUGGGACCUUUCACUCGAGUGUGCACGUACCUUUCGCAUCUCCACCAUGCUUCUAAAAAAAGGUGCAAAAAAAGGGCUCUCCCCCUUCACCAUAGGCAAAAUCAUGUGUAGAGAAACAUUAAACAAAGAAUCCAUGAUUGAAAAGAUUGUUGGAAAAGCCUAUGGUUCCAUGAUCACGGGAAGGAGUGAGGCUGUGUUUCUUGAAACUGUCUCUAAGAUCAUGGAUUCUGAGCUUGAGAAUGUGUGUGUUUAGGGCUCGUAUAGGAUUUGAGUAAUUUGUUGGGUUUUAGUUUUUUUUUAUUUUUUAUGAAGUAUUUGCUUUGAAUUUCUGUUGAGGUGAUUGAUGGAAGUUUGGAGCGAUACGAAUAAAAGUGUGAUCAUGAUCAGCAAUGGUGUUUUUUAGAUCUUGUUGCUGAAUUUGGGUUCGUAGUUGAAUGAUUUGUAUUUUGUAGUUAUGUAACAAAGCUUUUGUUGCUUAUGAUAAUUGAUGUGUUAAAAAACUUGUAAAUU